This is a messenger RNA of Choloepus didactylus (southern two-toed sloth), 3432 nucleotides long. It is a transcript of the gene CHST13, whose product is annotated as carbohydrate sulfotransferase 13. Gene Ontology annotation, biological process: proteoglycan biosynthetic process; carbohydrate biosynthetic process. Bases 343 to 1365 code for a protein of 340 amino acids. Gene Ontology annotation, cellular component: membrane. The transcript has 3 exons. The record is from RefSeq and is a predicted model, not a curated record. Gene Ontology annotation, molecular function: sulfotransferase activity. Lineage: Eukaryota; Metazoa; Chordata; Mammalia; Pilosa; Megalonychidae.
GCCCACUAGGACCGUCAGGCUCACCCUCUCCGGCUCCGGGCUCCCCACCUACCCACUCAGUCUCCUCCUCGGGCGCCCUGGACGGCUGCCGCACUUGAUCGGGUGGGUGGCGCGCAGAAAAGGCACGAGGCCCGCCUGCCCCGCCGUCGCCCUGCUCCCGGGUCCCCAGCGGGUUGCAGGGGCUGGUGGGGCAGGCCUCCCCGGGCCGCCGCCCCCCACCCCGGAAGCAAGGCCCUCUCACCCCCGCGCCGCGCUGCCUUGGUACGCGCCGCGGGGCGGGACAGGGCUGGGACCCGGUCCCGCCGCCCCGGCCCCGACAGCAGCGGGACGGCAGCCGGCGGCAUGGGGAGGCGCUGCUGGCCGCGGCGCCUGCUGGUGGCCGCGUGUCUGGGCGCCGGGCUCCUGCUCCUGUGCUGCGCGCGCCGGGCCCUGCGCUCUGCAUUUGAAAACAAGGACCUAGGCUCCAGUUGGCUCAGCGGGAGAAGGCGGAGCCCCCUGCAGGCUCUCUAUGACCUGGACCAGGGCCCGCGCUCCCCGCUGGCCGAGGUGCACCGGCAGCGACGCGACCAGCUGCGCCGCGCCUGCAGCCGCCACACGCUGCGGCAGCGCCUGCUGCAACCCGAGGACCUGCGGCACGUGCUGGUGGACGACACGCACGGCCUGCUCUACUGCUACGUGCCCAAGGUGGCCUGCACCAACUGGAAACGCGUGCUGCUGGCCCUGAGCGGCCGCGCCCGCGGCGACCCGCGCGCCAUCCCCGCGCACGAGGCGCACGCACCGGGCCGCCUGCCCUCGCUGGCCGACUUCAGCCGAGCCGAGAUCAACUGGCGCCUGCGAGCCUACCUGGCCUUCCUCUUCGUGCGCGAGCCCUUCGAACGGCUGGCGUCCGCCUACCGCAACAAGUUCACGCGGCCCUACAACGCGGCCUUCCACCGGCGCUAUGGCACGCGCAUCGUCCGGCGCCUGCGGCCCCACGCGCGCCCCGAGGCGCUGGCCCGCGGCCACGACGUGCGCUUCGCCGAGUUCCUGGCCUACCUGCUGGACCCGCGCACGCGGCGCGAGGAGCCCUUCAACGAGCACUGGGAGCGCGCCCACGCGCUCUGCCAUCCGUGCCGCCUGCGCUACGACGUGGUGGGCAAGUUCGAGACGCUGGCCGAGGACGCGGCGUUCGUGCUGGGCCUGGCGGGCGCGCCGGGCCUGCGCUUCCCGGCGCCGCCGCGGUCCAGGGUGGCCGCCGCGCGCGAUCAGGCCGCGCGCCUCUUUCGUGACAUCAGCCCCUUCUACCAGCGGCGCCUCUUCGAUCUCUACAAGAUGGACUUCUUGCUUUUCAACUACUCCGCCCCUGCUUAUCUGCGGCUGAACUAGCUUGCCAGGGUUCUUGGAGGUGAGCGGGCUGGUGAGGGACGGCCCAGACGGCUUGGAGAUUCUGGAUGAGCAGGUCUGGGGUGGGGCCGGAGACGGUGCAUUUCUGACAAGACCCGAGAGGUUGCUGGCCGAGGGCCCCUACCUUGAAAACCAUUCUACUGGCAUUUGUGGGGUCUGCCUGCCCCACCUGGGCCUACCUCUCACGUGGCAGGUUUGGGUGCAGCUCACCCAGCCUCAAAUGACCUCACCUGUGCACCUGGCCCCCCCUCCAUCCUGCCAUGCCACAUGUCACAUGUCACUUGAUGUCUGUGUCCUCUACCUGCUCCAGCUGGUGGCCACCUCUCCAGGCCUCUAAGUGGGCAGGGAUUUGGUAACCAUUUGUUUCUCGACUCUGCCCCUGAACCUGAACUUCGCACACCAGAGCUGAACACUGAGUGCGGCUUCUGGCCCAUCCCAGGGUCCUCUUCCCCCUUGGCAGGGACAGCUGAAGCCGAGGAGAGAAGUCCUGCUUUGGCUGGACUCUGGGGAGGCUGGGCAUGGCUCCAUAUACAGCCUCAAGCUGCCUUCAGGCUCUACCUUUCAUGAAGCUGGGCUCCUUCUCCCUGGCCAGGCUGCUGGGGCUUUCACGUGUGCCAGUGGAGCCCAGAGUGCAAUACUGUGGCAAGUUUUCUAGGACCUUGGUGAGCUGGGGAAGUCAUAAUAUUUUUUUUUAAAUACAUGCGUAUUUAUGUGUGUUUUCUGACUCUAUAGAGUUUCUUUCCUUUGUUGUGCCAGUUGCUCUGAGCAUGGGGCAAUGUGAUCUGGGGCAGCUGGCUGAGUCUCUGUGCCUCAGUUUCCCCUGCAGCCAAGUACUAGAAUAAGCUAGGGUGGUAACAAAGAGUAAAGGGAGAGCCUGGGUCACCUUCAUGGCAGACUGCAGUUGUGGGGACCCCCCCCCCCCCCGGAGUAAUGGGGAGAGGAGCAUACUCUGAAGGGAGGCAAAUUCUGGCUUUAGGGGCAACUUGGAGAAAACUUGACCUUUCACUCUGGCCUGAGCCAAGGACAAAAGCCCAGAUCAGCUCAGCCAAGCCCCUUGGUUCACACUGCCUUAGACGCAUAUGUGUGUGUGUGUGUGUGUGUAAGAGAAAAUGGGUUUGGAAUUUGCAGUGUACACCUCCAGCUCUCCGGUUCCUGCCAACAGCCCCAAUUCAAUCAAGGGGUCAUCAGUCUGCUUGGCUGGUCACCAGCCACAGGGAUCCUUGAGAGGAGCUGGAUGUCCUCUUAGUGACUGGCUGAAUAUAGGGUGUCUUUUCUCAGUUUCCAUGGGUAAUAAAUUAAAAUGCCAUAAUUUUGGAAAUAACAAGGCAGGGUGUGCUUGAGGGUUUUUUUUGUUGUUGUUGUUCGUUAAUUGUGGUAACAUAUAUAUAACAUCAAGUUUCCCAUUUUAACCUUUUCAAGUAUACAAUUCAGUGGCAUUAAUUACAUUCAUAGCUUUGGGCUACCCGUUACCAGAACUCUUUCAUCACUCCAUGCAGAAACUCUGCACCCAUUAAGCAAUAACUCCUUCUAUUGCCUCAUCCCUGGUAACUUCUGAUCUACAUCCUGUCUCUGUGAAUUUGCACAUUCUAGAUAUUUUGUGUAUAAGUGGAAUCACACAUGCUUUAUCCUUUUGCCUCUGGCUUAUUUCACUCAACAUGAUAUCUUCAAGGUUCAUCCCUGUUGUUCAUGGAUCAGAACUUCAUUGCCUUGUACAGCUAAAUAAUCAUGCUUACGUUAUUGAAAAACAAAAGCAGAAAUAAAACCGGGAAAGACAGUUUGGCAGGGAUGAGGCCAAACCUGAGUUGUGGGUGCCCCAUGGGGAAGCCAGUGAGCUGGAUCACAAAGGCGUGGCAGCCUGUGAGUGCCAGGGUGGCCAGGGGCUGGCAUCUCACUCACGCUCCCCUGUGGGACCUCUGCUCACGCCAUUCCCCUUGUGUGAUGGUUAGGUUCAUGUGUCAGCUCGGCCAGGUGAUGGUACCCAGCUGUCUGGUCAAGCAAGCACUGGCCUAACCGUUGCUGCGAGGACAUUUGUGGCUGGUUAAGAAGCCA